This is a messenger RNA of Acanthocheilonema viteae, 1398 nucleotides long. Lineage: Eukaryota; Metazoa; Nematoda; Chromadorea; Rhabditida; Onchocercidae. The record is from the annotation of a GenBank genome assembly.
AUGAACCGAGUUCUCCCGCAGGGUUUGGUACUUCGGCGAUUGAUUAGCUUCGGUGAGCUUUUUGGAUUCAGAGGAAAGGAAACAAUGGGUAUAUUAUCGGCAUUAUCAGCAGCAGUGCGUGUGCGUGAAGAUGGUCUGGUCUUGUUCGUAACCAUCCUUGUUGGAUACCCACUGGCGGUAAUUCAUCGAUCGAUAUUUUAUAACAAGCCACCCAUUGUACAACAUGUUUACUUUGUGGUUGCUGGAUUGGCACUUUACCUAUUUAACUAUGGUGCUGCAACACUUCACAGCAUUUUAAGUAUAUUAUUAGCAUACUGGAUUAUCACGUAUUUUCCAGGCCAGGAUGUGUCGGUUAUAUUAGCACAUUUUGCAUUUUUGGGGCAUUUAUUAAUUGGCUACAGUUAUUCGGAAACUGAUAAUUAUGAUAUCAACUGGACAACGUCGUUUUGCAUAAUGACUUUACGUUUUAUUGGUCUUGUUAUGGAUGUUUAUGAUGGACAUAAACCAGCGAGUAAACUGGAAACGUAUCAGGUACAAACAGCAAUAAAAAAGCCUCCCGAUCUUUUAGAAAUUGCAGCUUUUGGGUAUUUUUUCUGUGGAACCUUUACUGGACCACUUUUUCCCCUUUCUCGGUUCCGAUCAUUUGUUGCUGGCGAAUAUCUUGAUAAUAAGAAAGAAGUACGUGUGUCAGGGUUUAUGCCCAGCCUGGGACGUUUUGUAGCUGCUUGUUUUUACGCUAUUAUAUAUCACUGGGGAGUCUUAUGGAUACCCAAUGAAUAUUUUAACUCUCCUCAAUUCUUUGUUAGUUUUUCGAUUAAUUCACCAUGCACUCUCAUUUCGAUGGAAAGUAAUUUGGAUCGUGAUUUGGUUCCGACUUACUAUGUGCCGAUAUAUUUCUGUUUGGCUUUUUACAGUAUUGCAUAUAACGGGAAAGAUUCAAGAGGUAACGACCGUUGGGAUGGCGUUCGUGAUGUUCAUAUAAUAAAAUGGGAAUUUGGUUUGGAUUUCCAAAGUGUUAUUGAAAGUUUCAAUGUCGGUACAAACACUUUUGCUAAAAAUCAUUUAUAUCGACGACUGCGGUGGUUAGGUAAUCGAAUCUAUAGCCAUUUAAUAACGCUUAUUUACCUCGCAAUUUGGCAUGGUUAUCAUCUUGGUUACUUCAUCCUUUUUUUUUUCGAAUUUGCAUGUAUCUUAGCACAAAAGCAGUUUUAUUUAUUGCUGAGUAAAUCAUCGAAGUUGUCGCACUACUUAGCACAGCCGUAUAUGCUGCCACUGAAAUUUAUUUUUGGACGUAUGGUUGUCAAUGUUUCGAUGGGUAUCGGUUUUCUAACAUUUGGUCUUAUCAAAACACGAUAUUGGAUAAGGGUCCGUUACAUUCUUUCAGUUCAUUUUUUGUGA